Molecule: messenger RNA, 1800 nt
Organism: Aureobasidium vineae
Lineage: Eukaryota; Fungi; Ascomycota; Dothideomycetes; Dothideales; Saccotheciaceae
Source: the annotation of a GenBank genome assembly
AUGCUCGUGAUAGUCUUUGCCCUGUCGCUGCUGUGCCUGUUUGCACCAUGGGCUGAAGGGCAAUAUACUGAGCAGCUGCAGCUGCAUCCGCUUCCUCAAUCUCAACUUCUGGCUGCCUUCAACUUCAAGGCCAACACGACCAAGUCCGACUUCGAUGCUCAGAACUACCGCCUGUUCCCACGUUCGUUGGGUCAGAUCUUGCAACACACGCAUGCGAGAGAACUCCAUCUUCGCUUCAGUCUUGGUCGCUGGGAUUCGGAGAACUGGGGACAACGACCGCGACGCGGCCGCCGUGAAGGAGGCACUGGUGUCGAGCUGUGGGCCUGGGUCGAGGCAGACUCACACGAACAAGCCAAUGCUCGCUGGUUGACUCUGAGCAAUGCUCUAUCUGGUCUCUUCUGUGCCUCGAUCAACUUUAUCGACUCGACCAAGACCAUCCGUCCGGCAAUGACUUUUGAUCUGGAGGGCUCUCACAAAAACACAUCUGGCUUGCACCUGCUGCACGGUGCUCUGCCUCACGAAGUCGUCUGCACCGAGAACCUGACGCCCUUCUUGAAGCUUCUCCCGUGCAAGGGAAAGGCUGGCAUUGCGACUCUGCUAGACGGACACAAGCUGUUCGACGCCUCCUGGCAGACAAUGGCCAUCGAUGUGCGCCCUAUAUGCCCUGCCGAUGGAAGCGAAUGCUUGCUGGAGAUUGAACAAACAGUGGACAUGGUUCUUGAUCUUGACCGAUCUAUGCGAUCUCAGCAUGAUCCCAUCCCCAGACCUCCGCCAGUUGAGGAAAUCGCCUGUGACACCGGCAAAUGGUACAACAGUCACGAUACCUGUUACCCACGCGAACGUUCCACCGAGCGUGAUUGGACUUUGAGCAAGGUCUUCGGUCGUCCUAUUCGUGGUUCUUGUCAUGUCAACGAAGGUGCUUCCCCUGAGUCAGUCACGCUGCACGCCGCUCCUGGUCAAGAUAUUCAGAUUACCGCCGAGGAGGCUUACAGUGGGCACAAAUCCGAGGAUGGUCUUGUACGCUAUGUUCUUCCACCAUCCGGUGACUUCGAUAUUGCACUAGGCGAGCAACCCUUGAUCUCGCCUUCUACUCUCGAACAACCCCGCCUUCGUGCAGAACGAACUAUGGUCGGUUACGGCCAGGAGCGAGGUGGUAUGCGAGUCAUCCUUACCAAUCCAUCUACUACCGAUUCUGUUGAUCUUGUCUAUCUCGAGUCUUUGCCGUGGUUCAUGAAACCAUACCUACACACCCUACACGCUUCCAUCAACUCUGCGCCAUCACCAUCAUCAAUCCAGCAGAUCUUCUACAGGCCUGCUAUUGACCGUGCCAGAGGUACUCAUCUCGAGCUACGCCUCCAUGUUCCUGCCGGCGCCUCCUUGGUUCUGACUUACGACUUUGAAAAGGCCAUUCUACGAUACACCGAAUAUCCUCCUGACGCGAACCGCGGCUUUGAUGUUGCACCCUCAAUAGUCAAACUGCUUACCAAUUCGACCAACGGAGAACACAGCACGCCUGUAUAUCUACGCACCACUUCUAUGCUUCUUCCUCUGCCGACUCCCGACUUCAGUAUGCCGUACAAUGUCAUCAUCUUGACUAGUACCGUCAUGGCCAUGGCAUUUGGUAGUAUCUUCAACUUGAUCGUGCGCCGUUUUGUCGCUGCAGAUGAGGUCGAGCCUGCAGGAAUUGUUGCAAUCAAAGCAAAGCUCCAGGCUAUCGUCUUGGACUUGAAGCAGAAGAUCCANAAGAGUAGAGAAAUCAAGGCUGCCGAUCUAAACGGCGAAACCAAGAAAGUACGGUAG